Misgurnus anguillicaudatus (oriental weatherfish) is the source of this 9332-nucleotide messenger RNA. It is a transcript of the gene ptpn20, whose product is annotated as protein tyrosine phosphatase non-receptor type 20. The record is from RefSeq and is a predicted model, not a curated record. Gene Ontology annotation, molecular function: cytoskeletal protein binding; protein tyrosine phosphatase activity. Lineage: Eukaryota; Metazoa; Chordata; Actinopteri; Cypriniformes; Cobitidae. Gene Ontology annotation, biological process: protein dephosphorylation. Gene Ontology annotation, cellular component: cytoskeleton.
ACGAGCUGUAUUUCUGUCGUUCUUUUUAUGUCAGCAGGCAAAGCGUAAUGAACAGUUAAAUUAAAUUGUCAAAUAUAUUGUACAUAAUUUAAACAUGUAUAAUUUUGAUUGCUUAUUGAACGUGUUUUAUUGGCAUUUAUAAAUAGCCGGUGCAACAACUUACCAUGGUAACAAACAAAUUCUUCGAUAUUGAUAUAAAGAAACGAUAUUAACCAGCACUGCCAUCUGUUUAGUUUAAGAUAAAGAGUCUGCAAUAUUUGUAUCGGUUGAGUAGCGAGGGUAGCGUCAGUAAAUAAUAACUUGCCUGUUUACAUAUUUAUUAAUGAUACAGCACAUAUUAAUAUGGUGUUGCGGUUCGAUGGGCUAGGACUAUGUUGUAAAGGAUCACGAUGAUCUUACAAUUUAAGGAAAAACUUCCUCGUGACCUGUCACUCCUCGUCUAAUCCAAUUGAGCUCUUUGGCUCUUGUCUAAGAAUAGUUCUUUAAUUUGCAAAAAGUGUCCAGGCACAGACACCAGUAGAGUCUUAGCGAUCAGACAUGAUGGCAAUAGUUUGGGUGAUUGUACAACAGGCCUACUUUCUUUGAAGGUAACAGAAGCUAAAAGAAACAUGUAGUGAUGAGACACACUGAAUUAAAACGUCCCGAAGACAUCAAAAGGAGAUCAGGACUUUUGUACAUUGAAUGCUAAGGUAUCUGUCCCGCGGCUCUGCAGGAUGAGCAGCACGUUUGUGACCCUCGCCGAGGUGCUGGAAGCCAGAGGAGGAGCACUGGAGGAAGAUGAGGUCUGGUCCCUCCUGCUGGGCUCGGCAGAAUCACUCGUGGACCUUUCCUACAAAGGUCACAAUUUCUGCAACAUUAUAACUCCUGCAUCACUGCUCUUGUCAGCAACGGGCACAAUGGCGUUUAAGAACUGUGCAAUGACAGAUGAGGUGUGUGCCUUUACAGCCCCAGAAAUGCUGCAAGGACGUACCAUUUCUACUAAGCUAGCCAUGGAGAAGAUAAUCGUCUAUUCCCUUGGUAUGACUCUCUAUUGGUCAGUUGAUUAUCAUCUCCCUCAAAACCAGCCCAUUCAGUUAAGUGACUCUCUAAAUUCCCUUCUUCUGAGCAUGUGUGAGGACAUGGCCCAUCGGCGAGCAAACCUGAACUCUAUCCUAGAGGUGUGCGAGUCACACCACAAAGCUUCUCUCCUGCCCCCUCCGAAUAAAGUCAUCAAACAGCUGGUGGAGGACGUCUUCCAAGAUUCUGUGGAUCGAGCUGCUUUAACUGAGAACGUUGUGCAGUUGAGUGGCAAGAGUCAAAUUAUCAGAGAACGACUUCACGGUAAGCGUGGGCCGUGUCCUGGUUAUACAGAGGGAAGUGUAGCAACAGGAGAGACUCGCAGACUGUCUCUGGACUCAAAGCAAGGAGUUUUCCAUCACCAGAAAUCCUGGUCUCUCAGAAGCAGAUCUAGUCAGACCACAGCCUAUGAAGGGCCUUCUAACAGAAUUCCAACGGACCUUCACCAAAGACGAAGCACAAGUUGUUGGCCAUCACGGAGUUCAUACCUCAGUGUUCCCAAUAAGGAUGAAGCCCGACUUUCCAGUCCCUGUAUUACUAUUAGCGAAUCUGCAGUCAGCCUUUCCCAAAUGAAAGCUAAGAGUCUUGGACCGGAGUUUACUAGAAUGAAUGAUGAACCUCAUAUCGUUUUAGAGCUGCCUGGAUCUAUAGUGUCAAAAAAGGGCAAGUCAGUUUUAUCUCAAAGGGAAGUUAACGUGAUCAUGCCAAAUGAGCAAUGUGUGGCAGUGAAAUGUGACAUCAAGUCUCGUGGAAGAGAUGUCUUUGACAUGGUCGUGGCUCAUGCUAACCUUGUGGAGCACUUUUACUUUGGCCUUGCUUUCAUUGAUGAUGGUGAAUUUUUCUUUUUGGACCAAGAGACAAAAAUCUCAAAAGUUGCUCCAGAUUCCUGGAAAAAAGCGGCUUCCGUGACAUUUACACUUUUUCUCCGUGUCAAAUUUUUCCCUGAUGACAUUUCGUACAUAUUGCAUAGAUUUACACGUCACCAGUACUAUCUCCAGUUGAGAAGGGACAUUCUGGACGACAGAGUCUAUUGUAAUGAAGAGACUGCAUUGUUUCUCGCUGCCCUGGCACUGCAGGUUGAGUUUGGGGACUACAUGCCUGAGGUUUAUGGAAAGAACUAUUUCCAGAUGGAGCAGUACAUAUCUAAGAGAGUUAUAGAGAAAGUGCCCUUGCCCUGUUUAAGAGAUGAGUUGCCAAGGUUACAUGCCAAUAAUGCCCAGUUGCUACCAGAGGAUGCUGAGACGGAGUUCUUAAAGAUUGCACAGCAGCUACCAGAGUAUGGGGUCUUGUUUCACAGAGUUGCCCGUGAAAGGAAACCUAUUAUUGGAGAGUUGAUGUUGGGAAUUUGUGCCAAAGGAAUUAUGGUCUACGAAGUCAAAAACAAUAGUCGCAUAUUAAGCCGCAAGUUUAAUUGGUCAGAGACAGACAGUCUUUCAACAAAUAGAAGAAAACUCACUAUUGAGUGCAGUCCAAGUGGUAAGAAGCACUCAUUUGAGACCGAGAGCUCAAAGAUUGCCCAAUAUCUGUUGAAUCUCUGCUCAGCCCAGCACAAGUUUCACAGUGAGAUGACCUCGCGUCAGCUAACCUACUGUUUGGCCUCAGGUGACAGCGUGGCAAAAUAUAUGUCAAUAUGCCGAGCUCGACACGAUCAGAUAAAAAGGCUCUCUUGCUCUGAGAUAGUGCUCAAUAAUGUUGGUUUGAAUGGCUUACCGAACGACUCCAUGAGCAGGUCGUGUGACGACCUGCCAGCGAAGAUUGGGGUCCGGAUUCAGAAGCAGAGCGAUAACAGUUAUAUUCCUGAACAGAGAGGUCUGAAUGAAAAUAAAGAUCAGAGCCAAAGCUCCAGCCCGCUGGAUGCUUUAGGUUUUCCGAUAUAUCGCAUCAUGUCUAAUGUCUCCCUGCAGAAGCAGGACUAUGAGGCUCAUUCCACCACUUCAUCUAUAAGAGUGGACACUCCCACAAAAACUCCCCCUGAGAGAGAAAUCAUAUGUGUUACUCUGAAGAAAGAUCCUAAGCUUGGUUUUGGUUUUGUAAUAGUUGGGGAGGACAACACAGGAAAGUUAGAUCUUGGAAUUUUUAUUGCAUCCAUUGUUCCCGAUGGCCCAGCUGAUAAGGAUGGCAGAAUCAGACCAGGUGGUCGGUUGAUCUCUCUAAAUAAGAUCAGUUUAGAGGGAGUGACGUUUAAUACAGCUGCUUCCAUACUCCAGAACAGCCCAGAUGAAAUAGAGCUCAUAGUGUCCCAACCCAAACAGGACUUCCGUGACAGCAAGACCUCUUUGGCUUCAUCCAAUCUAGGGAUAAUGCUGGAAAAAGGCUUUGACUCCCAAAGCACCCUGAAUGCAGAGUACAGGCCUGUUAUGGAGGAGCUGGAGGAGACCCUCUCCAACAUCAUGGCUCCCAAAAUGGGAAAAAGACUACACGUACCUGUAGUGCGGAUUCUGGACGUCCAGGAUGAGCUGUCCAAUACGUUAUCCAGCAAUAAACCUGGUGAUGUCAUCUACGUGGAGCUCAGAAAGAUCAACGGCAGCUUGGGGAUCAGUGUUGCUGGAGGAAUCAACACCAGUGUACGUCAUGGAGGAAUCUAUAUCAAGGGUGUGAUGCCGGGAGGAGCAGCAGAUCAGGACGGAAGAAUACAUAUAGGUGACAGGCUGCUGGAGGUGGACGGCUGUAACCUGCGUGGUGUCACCCACAGGCAGGCGGUAGAGUGCCUGAAGAGAACAGGAGAGAUGGUAAGCUUGGUUCUGGAGAGAGAAGCUCCGGUGGUGCUGGACAUUUCUAGUGCCUAUUCCACAUUAGAUAGAGAGAGAUCUCCAUCACCCCUCAGCACACAGAGCACACCCACCCCCCGAAGGAGAAAUGUCGCCAUGGAAACGCCCUUGUCUUUCCCCGCCAAGGACUUCAGCUUUGUGUCAAAUGAUGAAGCGGUUACACAGGAGGUGAUCCUACAGAAGAGUUCGGGUGGCCUGGGCUUAAGUUUCCGCAUUUCUGAGCUUUAUCCUGAUGAGGGCAGCAUAGUGCGUAUUAAGAGGCUUUUUCCUGGUCAGCCUGCAGGGGAUUGUGGGCUUCUGAAGGAGGGAGAUAUAAUCAUGGCUGUCAAUGGAGAACCUCUUAGAGACCUAUCAUAUCAAGAAAUUCUGCAUCUCCUCCAGAAAUCGCCAUCUGAGGUCAGGUUGUCAAUCUGCAGACCUCCACGUGCUGAACGUGCAGAUAACGACAUUUUACUGGAUCCUGCAACGCUUCCAAACCGUGAACAGAGAUCCAAAUCUCUAGACCUGCAAGCGAGGUCUCUCGCCCCAGAUCUCAGUGAACUCCUCAAGAAGACGGCUAAAGAGAUGGUUAUAAAGAAAGAUGGUUCUCCAGAGAAAACACAAGAUAUCCUAGAUAAUGUGCUGAUGGACAAGACUACAUCAGCCCCUCCAUCUCCACCUUCUCUUCCAUCCACAGGUGAAGCAGGGGAACCAAAACCCCCUGUCAUGAUGGAGCAGGACUUUGAUAACAAAGUCUCUCCUCCAACCCCAUGCACUGCUAAAAUGACAACUGCCAACACAGCACCAACAACUCCAAUAGCCUCUGAAGCAGCAAUAACAGCCGAUCAGCAAGAAUUAAAAGAUGAUAUCAUCUCAAAAAACAAUGGUAGCUCAACACAUACCAGUCACACCAAUGAAGAUAUGGAUGAGAGCAUGAUAGAUACCUUAGCUAGCGGCCUGACAUCGGUCCUGACCAAUGAAGAAUACUCGGACAUCACCACUACAGCCCCCUGUUCUCCUGCCUGCAGCACCUCUGUCUUCCAACAUCUGCUUCCUUUAUCGCCCCUAAACACACCUCCACCCUACCAGGAAGCACCUCCUGCGGAAUCGACACAUCAGCCACCCACCCAGUCCAGUGCCCCUUCAACUAGCAACAAUGGCUGGGAUGAUGAAGAUGAAGAGGAUGAUGAAGAUCCCAGAAAAGACAUGUUGAAGGAGUUUGAACUGACUGUCACACUCACCAAAUCAUGGUGUGGCAGCUUUGGUUUUACCAUUACCAGGAGUAAACAGGACAACUGCUAUUACGUCCAGGAAGUCCUGGAUAAUCCAGCCAAAUCAGACGGCAGACUAAGAGCAGGAGACAGGCUUGUCAUGGUGAAUGGCCACAAUGUAACUAAUGUGCCAGAUCAUGUGGCCAUUAGCAUUCUCCGGUCCUCCUCCAAAAGACUGUACAUGGUACUGUGCAGAGCUGUGCAAAAUCUGCUGCCACCACCACCUCCAGACACCCUCCAAGACAUUGUCAUAUCUAAAACUCCAUCUGGACAACUGGGUAUCAAGCUCACCGGUGGCAUUGGCAGUAAAUGGCAGGGAAUUUAUGUCCUGGAGGUGGUGCCAAACUCCCCUGCUAGUGAAGAGGGCAGCAUCCAGCCCAAUGACAAGAUUGUCUACAUUUGCGGGAAAUGCACACUGGGGAUGACAAUGGAGGAUGCAGUGAAAGUGUGUGAGGCCGCUCCACGUAGAGUCACAUUCAAAGCCAUGAGAGAUGAUCAGCCAGUGAUACCAAAAGGUCUGUUCGAAUGGACGGAGAAACCGUUAUUUCCUCCCCUGGAAGAUUCCAGCUCACCUGAAAUGGAAGCAGUACCUGCAGAUGGAAGAUUCAGGAAGAGGCUUUCUGUGACAUCGGAGCAGGAGAGCUGCAUUGUCCAGGUGGAGUUCACCAAGUCGGAGAGGGAUGGGCUGGGCUUUGCCCUGACGGGCGGAGUCAAUGGGAGCGCUCUUAGAGUGAAGGAUAUUUGCUGUGGAGGCAUGGCCGAACAGGAUGGCCGUCUGCGAGUGGGAGACAUCAUUUUGGAGGUGAAUGGCAUUAUCGUGUCAGGUCUGAGCCACUGUAAAGUUGUAGAUAUUUUGAGGAAGGCAGAGGGCACGGUUCAGCUGACCGUUUGUAGGGACAUCCUCCCCAUGUCAGUCUGCUCUGGUUCAAGCUCCCCUACCAAAGCCUCUCCGGAUAUAACCACAUCCAAUUCUGCAGACCACGCAGGUUUCCAAACCUCUGGUUGUCCUGGAAGAGAAUGUGAGCAGGAAAGUCGAAACUGUACACCUACCUGUCAGAGGUGUUGCCCAUCUCUGAGAGUUACGGACAUGUUACAGGAAAGGACAGACCCCCAGAAGCAGCAACUAGAAAACUCUGCCAGUCAGAAAAAGCAUAGCCAGUCAGACGGCUGGAGCAGCAGUGAUGAGGAAGAUGAUGGUGACGAUGACGAUGACGACGACAGCGUCCUUCUUUCAUCGCCCCUGGAGAUCGCCCCUCACACAGGUGAAGCGAUUGUGUCAGAAGAGGAGCUUGCCAAUCUUGCAGUAAUAUCCCCUUCUAAGAAUGGGCGGUACUCUGGCUGUAGGGUCAAAGCCCUUAUCCAGUCUCUUGAACAGCUGGAAAAGCAAGAUCUGAUCAAAGAGUUUAUGGCUUUAGAGCAUUUGAAACCCUCAGACAACUGUCUGGUUGGAAAAGCCCCUGAAAACCGUGAGAAGAACAGAUAUAGGGAUAUCCUGCCCUACGAUAAGACGCGGGUUCCUGUUGGAGAAAACAAAGACUACAUCAAUGCCAGCUACAUUCGUAUGAAGGUGGGCACAGAAGAGUUCCUCUACAUCUCCUGUCAGGGCCCUCUGCCAGCUACACAGGAUAACUUUUGGCAGAUGGUGUGGGAGAACAAGUCUGAUGUUAUCGCUAUGAUGACUCAGGAGGUAGAACGGGGCCGGGUCAAAUGCCACAAGUACUGGCCCGAGAAGCUCAGCGUUCCCAAAGAAACUGACCGUUACCAGCUCAUUCUGGACAACCACCAGAUGCUCGGCUAUUUCCAUAUUAAGAUCAUCAAAAUGGUGGAAAAAGAGACUGGUGAUGUUCAUUUUGUGAAGCAUCUGAAGUUUACCACAUGGCCCGACCAUGGCACACCCCACUCCUCUGAGCAACUGGUGCGAUUUAUUCGCUACAUGAGGGCUAUACACUCUAAAGGGCCAAUCACGGUUCACUGCAGUGCAGGCAUUGGUCGGGCCGGGGUCCUCAUCUGCACUGACGUCAUCCUCAGUCUCAUUGAGAAAGAUCUGAGUAUUAAUGUGAGUGACAUAGUGAAGGAGAUGAGACUUCAGCGCCACGGCAUGAUUCAGACCAAAGAACAGUACCUCUUCUGUUAUAAAGUCUGGCUGGAAGUUUUGCAGAGCAUCUCACUUCUUCAUGGUAACCACUGGCAAUCUGAAUCCUCUUCAUGUUUGAAUCCUUAAAGUCUUACUGUUGUUUCCUGAAAAAUGUUUUUGAGUGGCAGAAUGAUGAUUUUAUGUGUGUCUUAUAUAGUAUGACCACUUGUCCAAAUAUUGACAAUAUUAUAGAAAAUAGAUUAAUUCAUUAACAGCAAUAUCUGAUUUAUAUUUUUAUAUAUUGUCACCCUUAGAAAUCCUGAUUUCAUAGCCUUAUAGUCAUUUUGCGUGGGAUGUGUGGUAGUUUUGUUUUCCUUAUGAUAAAUCAAACAUCAAUGAUUUUCACUAUUUUAAAAAUAUAUCCUUAAACCAUGUACACAAAUGACAAAAUGUAUUAUCCAAACCUAUAUAUCUUACAGUAUUGCACUGUAUGAGCUUGACAGUAUUGCAGUGUGGGUGAUUUUAGUUGCUAUCAUCAUCUUUUAAAUGCUUGUUAGACUCUCUGGAGAAGCAGCCGCUAGACAGACAAUUUCAAUCAAUUUUAGCAAAGUGCCUUUUGAUUUCUAUACUGUAUGUGGGCAGUUUUCUUUCUGCACUCACUCAGAUUUUACUGUAAGCAGACUGUUUUACCUCCUCAUUGACAGAAGGUCAGAGCAGACAGAGGUAUCCCAAAGAAAUCAGUAUAUGAUGCACAGAGAUUACAAACCAUAGCCUUCUUUUCUCUGAUGUUUGUGAGCCUCUUAUGCUCUGCUUGCUGGCACAAUAUUUUCACUUUGACACCAUGGCAAGUAUUUACUUAUACGUGUAAUGGAUUCUUGCGGUGAGGAUCUACAGUCAUAAUAUUAAGCAACAAACUCGUGAAUGUAUCAACAAUGGCGAUGGACCAAUAUUCUGUAAUCUUUUACUUCUCACUGUAAACCUACAGCACAAUAAUUUGCAGCACAAGAAUGUCUUAAACAAUUUAUUUCAGAGCACAUCAGAGCUUUUAAAGUUUCUUAACAUUUAAUGUUAUUUAUUUGUAUUGCAGUACUUUUUAACAGGUAUUGUAAAAAUGUGAACCUACAGUAUCAGUGUAUUGCUGUAUUACAAUAUAAACGUUGUACUUGAAUGCCAAGUAAGGGAGAGCGGGGCACAACCUAACGCUUUUUGACUUUGGCUCUAUCAUUCAAAAAAUAUUUAAGUUAGAUCAAUCAUUUUUUACACAAUCAACACACACAUCUCUGCUACAAAUAAACACUUAAAGUUUGUUUGUGGGACCUACCGUUAUUGUACAAUUACACCGAAAGUGACAGUAGUGCAAAUGUUACAACUUACCCCAUAGGUGGGGUUAAUUGUAACAAACAGAGGGUUUGAUUUAGUUUAAACACAAAUAUUCAAUAAAAUUCUGUCUAUAUACUAAAGGUGGAUAUUGUUUAUAUAUCUGCCUAUAAUAGAUAGAUAUCCACAUAUUCAUCCAUCCAUGAUCCUUCAUCUAACCAUCCUUGUAUUAUGCAUCCAAACAUAUAAAUAGAUUUUUUUGUAAGGGCUGCACAAUUAAGACAAAAAAAAUCAUAAUUGUGAGUUAUUUCCCCUGAUAUUGUAUCAACAGUUAUCAUCUUGAUGAAUAGUAUUUAUUUCAUUAUCAUUGUAUACUGGAGGCUUUAUUAUAACACUGUUAACACUAACCCCGCUGUGUAAAAAAAUGAUUUCAAUCCCAGCUAUCAGUUACUAGGAGUUGCUGACAUGUUUCAAAAUGGUGUUAUGUUUUAGGUAACAAGACAGUGAUUAAAAUAAUAUAAGGUUGGAUUUGAUGACUUACACACCCAACUCAGAAAUCGAAAAGAAAAAAAAACAUAAGAUGAAGAAAUUUACUUUUAUGCCUCCAAAACACUCUUUGUUCAAUAUCUUAACCAAAACACAUCAAAACUUUUCACAAAUUCACAGGAGAUCUUCUGACAGUAAGAGAAAUUUACCAAAAGCACAGAUUGCUGUAAAGUAGCUGCAUUACAAUUAACCCCGCAUUAGUUUGUGCCCCGCUCACCCAUACUGUAUAAGCUAGUCAGUCGUAGUUAUAAGAUGUAUCACACGUGUAUUAAUCUAUAACUGUACUUGUUUUUACAAAUAAAAUUAGCACAUUAUUCGUCA